CUCUCCCUUCUUGGAGCGCCCUGUUUCAUUUCUACCAAAAAUUCGCAGCAAAUCGUCUGAAAAUCUGUAUUUUUGUGCUAUAAUCUCUCUUCAAUUCUCGGAGUUCAGUUUCAUUUUGAUAUUGUUUAGAGAUUUUUCUUGUUUUUGAUUUCGUGUUCUGAAGAAUAUGAAUCUCCUCCUUCGCAUUCGCAUUCAGUUCUUGAGGAAUUCCAUUAACCAGCUCUGUAACUCGAUUCCAUCGAAUCCACAUUUCGUUUGUCUCAGAAGAUUUUCAUUUCAUUCAUGGUUGUUGAAUACUGAUCAUGGUAACUUCAGCCAUAUUUUCCGUCUAUCUCAAAUCCAAAACUAUCCAGCUCCCGUCCUCUCUUUUACGAAAUUUUGUUUGAAUUUCUACUCUAAUAGAGCACCUUCAAGAUCCUUUAGGAGGAGAGCGAGUAAGAGAUUGAAAUCCAGAAUCAAACCUAAGCUGAACGAGGCUCAAUUUCAGCACGCAAUUUCUCAAAUCCCUCCAAGGUUUAACUCCGAAGAACUCUAUAAUGUCAUUUCUGUUCAGGGAGAUCCUUUGGUGUGCUUUGAACUGUUCAAUUGGGCCUCCCAGCAGUCUCGUUUCAGACAUGAUGUUUCCACUUAUGAGAUUACAAUUAAGAAGCUGGGUGAGGCGAAAAUGUACGAAGAAAUGGAUAAUGUUGUGAACCAGGUGCUUGCUGUUCCUUCUAUUGGUUCUGAGACUCUUUACAAUACUAUGAUAUAUUUUUUUACUGAGGCAAGGAAGUUGACUAGAGCUAUCAAUAUAUUCAAGCAUAUGCAGAACAACAAAAACGUGAACUGUAGGCCUUCAAUUAGAACCUAUAAUCUGCUUUUUACUGCAUUCUUGAGUCGGGGUCGUAAUGCUUAUAUAAAUCUCAUGUAUAUGGAGACUAUUAGAUGCCUCUUCAGACAGAUGGUGAAUGAUGGCAUUGAACCUGACAUAUUUACUUUAAAUUGUAUGAUAAAGGGGUAUGUGCUAUCCCUUCAUGUCAAUGAUGCUCUCAGGAUCUUCCACCAAAUGGGUGUUGUUUAUAGUAGCCUCCCAAAUUCAUUUUCCUAUGAUUAUUUGAUUCACGGGUUAUGCGCGCAAGCGCGAACGGAUAAUGCGAGGGAGUUGUGCAAUGAAAUGAAGGAAAAGGGGUUUGUGCCAAGUAGUAUAUCAUAUAAUUCAAUUGUUAAUGCUAUGGCUCUCAAUGGAGAGGUUGAAGAAGCAGUGAAUUAUUUGUGGGAGAUGAUUGGUAAUAGAAGGUCUCCUGAUUUUAUUACAUAUAAGACGGUAUUGGAUGAACUGUGCAGGCGAGGGAGGGUUGGAGAAGCCACGAGUUUGUUGAGGGAAGUGCAGGAGAAGGAACUUGUGGAUGGUCAUACUUAUAGGAAACUUCUCUAUGUGCUUGAAGAUGACUAUGGAAAUGUACAUGGUGGAUGGCCAUGAUCUGGAAUCAUGGAUCGUGUGGUUUUUUUGAAGGUAGGAUGGACUCGUGACGUUUGAUAUCAGAGCCACGCUUUGUGUUUUAGUCGGAUCAAGCAGAUAGAAAAGCGGCCUGUCUUGAUUUCUCCCAGUGGUUGUUGUGUAUCAAUGGAAGGUUUACCGAUGCCAUUUGCUGAAAAGUUAGAAACCUAUGAUUUAUUCAGAUGCUUUACUUAAUUUAGUUAUAGAUCAAGAAGAUUCUUCUGGAGAAUCAUCAAUCAGUUGUGGCUACUCGGCUUAGAGCUGGUGCAUAUCUUUUGAAGCUUCAAGAGUUACAGCUGGUGCAUAUCUUUUGUGGCUACACGGCUUAAAAACGCUACAAAUAUUAGUCAAUCAGCGAGGUAAAAAGUCUAGCAGCUUUGCUCCUUCACCUAUUGGUAAAGUAACUUCGCUCCUCUCCUUUACAGUCUCACAAUUCCAUUGUCUGAACCUAUCGGUAGAGCAGCUUUGCUCCUUAGACGACACUUAUUUACCAAGAAAAAGAGAAAGAGAGAAGCUAUUUCAUUGUUUGAACUUAUCGGUAAAGCAGCUUUGCUCCUUAGCUGACACCUAUUUACCGAGAAAAAGAGAAAGAGAUAAGCUAUUCCAUUGUCUGAACUUAUUAGUAAAGCAGCUUUGGUUCUUAGCCGACUCCUAAAAAGAGUAAGAGAUAAGCUAUUCCAUUGUCUGAACCUAUUGGUAAAGCAGCUUUGCUUCUUAGCCGACUCCUAAAAAGAGUAAGAGAUAAGCUAUUCCAUUGUCUGAACCUAUUGGUAAAGCAGCUUUGCUUCUUAGCCAAUACCUAUUUACUGAGAAAAAGAGUAAGAGAUAAAGCUUAUUGAGACUUCUUUAAUAGCUUAUAAAUGCUUUUCUUCUCAACAACGUAAAAACUUUUGAACAGUACUUGAAGCAGUGAAGCACUUCGACUUAGUUCAUGAAUCCAACUGUAUACUGCUGGUACAGUCUCACAUCCCUUCAUUUCUUUUCAUAUAAUAGGUGUAUUCUCAUGCGAAGCAGCCGUCUUUGUGGGACUUGAAUUAUAUGAUAUCUUCUCCAAAAGAAGAUCGUGAUCCCUUUAUGGCUUUUCCCCCAUCAAGUUCAAGAAUCAAGAAUCCUAUCAAGAGCGAGAAAUAGAGCACGAGCGAGAGCAAUAGAGCAUGAGCGAGAUUGAGAAUGUGAGCGAGAGCAAUAGAGCAUGAGCGAGAUUGAGAAUGUGAGCGAGAUGACAAUGCACAAGAGAGACUGACAAAGCAUGGAUUGACGAAGACGUCUAUUAUACUUUCACAUGUUGCUGGGGAUGAGCAAAACAAUAUAACAGCUUUAUGUUAAAAAACUGGAUAUAUUUUGGUUUUUAUUCAUUGGGUUUUCAAUUUACAAUCAAGGAUAAGGAUAAAAAUAUUAAACAGUUUAGAACAGUUUUUUAUAAUAAGAUUUUUGUAUUCUUGAAA
This is a messenger RNA of Cucurbita pepo subsp. pepo (vegetable marrow), 2922 nucleotides long. The record is from RefSeq and is a predicted model, not a curated record. NCBI's taxonomy places the organism in Eukaryota, Viridiplantae, Streptophyta, Magnoliopsida, Cucurbitales, Cucurbitaceae.